Molecule: messenger RNA, 5256 nt
Organism: Letharia lupina
Lineage: Eukaryota; Fungi; Ascomycota; Lecanoromycetes; Lecanorales; Parmeliaceae
Exons: 8
Coding region: 1-5256 (1751 amino acids)
Biological process (GO): transcription by RNA polymerase II
Cellular component (GO): RNA polymerase II, core complex
Molecular function (GO): DNA binding
Source: RefSeq, a predicted model, not a curated record
AUGGCGAACCUCAACUUUCAAUACUCUAGUGCGCCUCUGCGCUCCAUCCAAGAGAUCCAGUUUGGGCUUCUCUCACCCGAAGAAAUUAAGAAUAUGAGUGUGGCUCCUAUAGAGUACCCCGAGACGAUGGACGAGCAGAAUCUGCGGCCCCGACAGAUGGGCUUGGCGGAUCCGCGACUUGGUUCUAUUGACAGAGCUGUCAAGUGUGGUACCUGCGAUGAAAACAUGUCAGAAUGUCCAGGACAUUUUGGACAUAUUGAACUCGCAGUACCUGUUUACCAUGUUGGUUUUAUGACGAAAAUAAAGAAACUGCUGGAAACAGUAUGCCACAACUGCGGCAAGAUAUUAGUAGAUGAAAGCAACCCAGCGUUUGCGGAUGCGAUACGUCGCAGAGACCCCAAGAAACGCUUCGACUUGGUCUGGCGGCUUUGCAAACCUAAAAUGAUCUGCGAGACCACGAUGGCAUUGGACGAUGACGCCCCAUCGGACAAAACAAAAGAGCCAAAGCAUGACCAUGGUGGCUGUGGAAACAUACAACCUGAAGUGCGACGAGAAGGACUCCGACUGACUGGUACCUGGAAAGCCCAAAAAGGCGACGAGGAAAACGAGGGCCAACAGCCUGAGAAAAAACCCAUCACGCCACAAAUGGCCCUCAAUAUCUUCCGCCACAUCUCUACAGAGGAUAUCAAACGAAUGGGGUUGAGCAAUGAUUAUGCACGCCCUGAAUGGAUGAUUAUCACUGUCCUUCCUGUGCCACCUCCGCCCGUACGGCCUAGCAUUUCUGUGGACGGAGGUAAUGGUCCCCGUGGCGAAGACGACUUGACAUACAAGCUUGGCGAUAUCAUCCGUGCAAACGGCAAUGUCCGACGUUGCGAAACAGAAGGCUCCCCCGCGCAUGUUGUUAAUGAAUUCGAGCAGCUGUUGCAAUUCCAUGUUGCUACCUAUAUGGACAACGAUAUCGCUGGUCAGCCCCAAGCCCUGCAAAAGUCUGGACGUCCUGUCAAGUCCAUACGUGCUCGUCUCAAGGGCAAGGAAGGUCGUCUACGGGGGAAUCUCAUGGGAAAGCGCGUUGAUUUCUCCGCUCGUACCGUUAUCACAGGAGACCCGAAUCUCUCUCUUGACGAAGUAGGUGUGCCGAGAAGCAUCGCAAGAACACUUACAUACCCUGAGACCGUGACUCCUUACAACAUUCAAAAGCUACACCAGCUUGUCAAAAACGGACCAAACGAGCACCCAGGUGCGAAGUACGUGAUUCGUGAUACAGGGGAGCGGAUAGAUCUGCGUCACCAUAAACGAGCCGGAGAAAUCUCCCUACAGUACGGGUGGAAAGUUGAGCGACACAUUGUGGAUGGUGACUAUAUCAUUUUCAACCGACAACCUUCGCUGCAUAAGGAGUCAAUGAUGGGGCAUCGCGUACGGGUCAUGCCUUAUUCCACAUUUCGCCUGAAUCUCUCCGUCACCUCUCCCUAUAACGCUGAUUUCGACGGAGACGAGAUGAAUUUGCACGUACCUCAGAGCGAAGAGACACGCGCAGAAAUCAACCAGCUCUGCAUGGUUCCGUUGAAUAUUGUAUCGCCUCAACGAAAUGGACCGCUGAUGGGCAUCGUGCAAGACACAUUGUGUGGUAUCUACAAGAUGUGUCGACGAGAUGUAUUCUUGACCAAGGAACAAGUCAUGAACAUACUGCUCUGGGUUCCAGACUGGGAUGGUGUGAUCCCUCAGCCUGCCAUUGUCAAGCCGCUGGCGAAGUGGACUGGCAAGCAGAUCUUGAGUCUGGUCAUCCCAACAGGCUUAAAUCUUCUGCGAGGAAGCGAGGAAGGAUUCUCGCCGCUCAACGACGAUGGACUGUUGAUAUCUGGCGGCGAACUGAUGUAUGGUCUCCUCAACAAGAAAACCGUUGGUGCUUCAGGGGGUGGGGUUAUCCACAUCGUUUUCAACGAGAAAGGUCCCGAGGCUGCCAUGAUCUUCUUCAAUGGAGCUCAGACGGUUGUCAACUAUUGGCUACUGCAUAACGGAUUCAGUAUUGGCAUCGGCGAUACCAUACCAGAUCGCCAUACUAUACAGCAGAUCGAGAAUGCGGUCAAUAAUCAAAAGGCGGAAGUAUUGGAGAUCACUCGGAGCGCAACUGAAAACGAGCUUGAGUCUCUUCCAGGUAUGAAUGUUCGAGAGACGUUCGAAAGCAAGGUCUCAAAAGCACUGAACAAAGCUCGUGACGACGCCGGCACCGUAACUGAAAAGAGCCUCAAGGAUCUCAACAAUGCCACUCAAAUGGCUCGCUCUGGAUCUAAAGGCUCAACUAUCAACAUCUCUCAGAUGACAGCUGUGGUAGGUCAGCAGUCUGUCGAGGGCAAGCGGAUACCUUUUGGGUUCAAAUACCGGACUUUGCCUCAUUUUACAAAGGAUGAUUACUCACCAGAAUCGAGAGGGUUCGUCGAGAACUCGUACUUGCGAGGCUUGACCCCGACGGAAUUCUUCUUCCAUGCCAUGGCUGGUCGUGAGGGCCUUAUUGAUACAGCCGUGAAGACAGCCGAGACGGGUUACAUUCAGCGCCGUUUGGUCAAGGCAUUGGAAGAUGUUAUGGCUAAAUACGAUGGCACUGUACGCAAUUCUCUUGGCGACAUUGUCCAAUUCGUCUAUGGUGAGGAUGGCCUCGACGGUGUCCACAUCGAACAGCAACGUGUUGAUAUCAUCGCAUGCUCGACCAAGCAAUUUGAGCGGAAGUUUCGGGUUGACCUCAUGGACUCGAAGCCGGAAACAAGCAUCUCUCCAGAAUUUUUAGAGCAAGCCAAUGAGAUGAUCGGAGACGUUGAGACACAGAAACACCUCGAUAACGAGUACCGACAGCUUGAGAAGGACCGCGCUGAAUUGCGCAAGAACAGGCAAGAUGACACUGAGAAUCUGCAACUUCCUCUCAAUGUCAUUCGCAUGUUGGAAACGGCGAAAACGACAUUCAAGAUCAAGAAUGGCGCACGAAGCAAUCUGCAUCCGGCGGAGGUCAUUCCACAAGUUCAAGAUCUACUCGAUCGGCUCGUCGUCGUUCGAGGCACCGAUAGACUUUCCGAAGAAGCUCAGCAUAACGCGACCUUGCUUUUCAAAAUACAGCUUCGUUCGCGUUUAGCCUUCAAACGUCUGGUCAUGGAGAAUUCUCUCAACAAGCUCGCAUUUCAGCACGUACUAGGUGAGAUUGAGAGUCGUUUCUGCCGCGCUGCUGUCAACCCUGGCGAGAUGGUUGGAGUCUUGGCCGCACAGUCGAUUGGAGAGCCUGCUACCCAAAUGACUUUAAAUACCUUCCAUUUUGCCGGUGUUUCCUCCAAGAACGUCACGUUGGGCGUGCCUCGUCUGAAGGAGAUUUUAAACGUGGCCACGAAUAUCAAGACUCCAUCAAUGACGGUCUAUCAGGAGGAGGGAAUGACAGGAAACCAAGAGAGCGCGAAACUGCUUCGAAGUGCUGUGGAACAUACAACUCUCCGCUCUGUCACCGAAACUACUGAGGUAUACUACGAUCCGGACAUUCAAUCAACGGUCAUUGAAGCAGACCGUGACAUGGUGGAGUCUUAUUUCAUCUUGCCCGGAGGCGAUGUUGAAGACCAAUUUCGACAAUCACGUUGGCUUCUUCGGAUUAUACUUGGCCGUCGCGCUCUGCUUGAUAAGGGUUUGACCGUUCAAGACGUUGCUGCCAAGAUUAAGGAGAAUUACGCUAAAGAUCUUGCCGUCAUUUUCAGUGAUGACAAUGCUGAUGAACAGGUGGUUCGAAUCCGCAUGAUCCAAGACCAUGGCAAAGGAGACGAGGACGACGAUCUUGAAGAAGAUCUGAUGCUCAAACGACUCGAAAACCACAUGCUUGACACGCUCACUUUACGAGGCGUUCCUGGUAUCGAGCGAGCGUUUCUCAACACGCGCAUGAAGAUUCGUACGACAGAGGACGGAUCUAUGGUUAGCUCCAAAGAUGAUCCUCUCUGCAAAGAAUGGUUCCUGGACACCAGUGGCUCGUCUCUCGCCGAAGUUCUGACCAUACCUGGUGUUGAUACGAAGCGUACAUAUUCGAACUCUUUCAUCGAAGUCUUCGAAGUCUUCGGUAUUGAGGCCUCCAGAUCAGCUCUCAUGCGCGAAUUGACUCAAGUGUUGGCUUUUGACGGUUCAUACGUCAACCAUCGCCAUUUGGCACUACUUGUCGAUGUGAUGACUGCUCGGGGUUCUCUCAUGGCCAUUACUCGCCAUGGUAUAAACAGGGCUGAUACAGGUGCAUUGAUGAGAUGUUCUUUCGAAGAGACGGUUGAGAUUCUCUACGAGGCUGCCGCCUGCGGGGAGCUCGAUGACUGUCGAGGUGUUUCCGAGAACGUCAUGCUUGGACAAUUGGCUCCACUUGGGACAGGAGAGCUGGAGGUUUUCCUAGAUCAGCACAUGCUUGACACGGUCAUCAGUGACAAUGCACGACUGGGCAUCAUGCCUAAUAUCGGUGUCAAAGGCAACGUCAUGGCAGAUGGGGCCGCUACGCCAUACGACAGUGGCUCACCUAUGCAAGACGGAAGUGGAUACCUAGGAAGCCCCGAUUAUGGCGCGGCAUUCUCACCGAUUGUUCAGUCUGGCGGCGCUACCCCUGGCGGAUUUACUGAAUACCAGCCUCAGGGUUUCGGUGGUGGCUUGUCUCCAUACAGUAGCAGAAGUCCAGGUGGCUAUAGCCCAAGUUCUCCGUUCAACACUUCGCCCACAAGUCCUUUUGGUGCCUCGCCGUCGUCCCCAGGGUUCUACAGUCCGACGAGCCCGUCAGGAGCUUUUGCAUCCAGUCCGAAGUUCUCGCCUGCCUCGCCGGCCUACGCCGCCUCACCCGCGUUUACUCCCACAAGUCCUUCCUACUCGCCUUCAAGCCCUGCUUAUGGUCUUGGCGUCUCUCCGACCAGCCCCAGCUACAGCCCAACGAGUCCCUCAUACAGCCCGACGAGUCCCUCAUACAGCCCGACAAGUCCAUCAUAUUCUCCCUCUUCGCCGGCAUUUGGCAAGGCCUCUGGAAUCUCGCCCACCAGCCCAGUAUACAGCCCGACAAGUCCCUCAUACUCCCCUUCGAGCCCCAACUACAAUCCUCAAGCUGCCGGCAAGCAACAAAGCCCUACGAGCCCGGUUUAUAGCCCUACUAGUCCAAUGGGCUACUCACCUUCGAGUCCUCAAUUCACCCCUGGAUCAGAUCCAAGGUCCAUCAGUCCAUCUUCAAGUUCACCGAAGUGGACGCCUACUAGUCCAACGUUUAGCCCAGAGCAGUAG